ACACGCAGAGAUAAAAGAAAUUUUGUCUAAUUCUAGGCUGUGAGAUAUACGCAGUUAACCACAAGGCUCACUUGUCGACGAAAAUCGUGGACCAAUUGUCAUCACAGAAAGACCUGCCUUUCUAAUCGAAAGUCCAUAGCUAAGAGGGAUUUGCACAGAUACGUUUGAAUUACACUAUUGUAACGAAUUUUCAUUUGUUAUUGAAAAGGGAAAGUGCAAAGCAAAGUUAGCUAUUUCUAACCAACUAGUAAAGAGAACAGUAAGAUGAGCACCAUCCUAAGUACUACGACCAAAGUAUCCUACACAGACGUCUAUCGUGUUUUGCUUCUAAGCUCAAGUGUUGCUUCAUUCAAGAUGCGACCUUUCCGUUUUUCUGACAAUCAAGAAAUACAGAAAAUCUACCUUGAAGCCCAUCAGAGUUUUGUCUUCCCAGCCUUCAUUUCUGGACUCCUCAACCCGUACAUCUUUUCUCCUGCACUUCUCGUGGCGCACCUGGUCGCUAUAGGAACAGGAUCUAUUAUCUUUGCUCUCGGAGCCUUGGCAUUCUUCAUCACCGCCAUUUAUGUGUCCUAUGAUUUGAAAGUCAUGAACCACAUCAACCACUCCCUUUCCACUGACCUGGAUAACAUUGGGAGUUUUUACCAAUCAGGGAGAGACGAGUCCAGCUUUUGGGUAGUCGAAACAGAAGGUCGCGUGGCUGGUUUUGUAGGGGUAAUCCAGAGAGAUGGUGCCACAGUUGAACUCCAAAGACUCACCGUCGCGGCUGAGUUUCGCCGACGCGGCAUAGGAGAGAAGCUGUGUCGCCAUGUCAUUUCUUUUUACAAGCGCAAGAAAUUUCGAAAGCUCAUCUUGGAAUGCACUGAAGUUCACAUAGCUGGAAAGAAUUUGUACGUUAAGCUUGGUUUUGACGUGCACGAACGAGUUCAAGAUCCAUUUGCGCUCUCAGCCAUUACACUGGAACAUUAUUCUCUAAACCUUACCUAAAGUAAAGGCGAAGAUCGUUCGUGAAGAAGUGAGAGUUGAUAAUUAUCUCUUUGGAGAUUAAUCUUACUCCAAUGGAGUGCAAUUCUACUGAGUGUUUGUCCAACAAACAUCCACAUCCAUGGCCGAAAUUCUACAGGGUGAUCUGAAUAAUUCAUUUGAAUUUAAAAACAAUCUGUGAGAAUAUCAUCCUCCAGAUUAAUACCUGGACUAGUUACUGGUCUGUAAAUACUUGCACCUUUAUACACUGUAUAAACGGAUUGCCACUGCUAUUUAUUUAUACAACCAGCACUAAAAUAGUGCUAAACGCCCCCAAAACUAACUCGCUAAAGUCUUUAGAUUUUUACAUUUUUAUGUGAUCGAUUA
Molecule: messenger RNA, 1347 nt
Organism: Actinia tenebrosa (Australian red waratah sea anemone)
Lineage: Eukaryota; Metazoa; Cnidaria; Anthozoa; Actiniaria; Actiniidae
Product: putative N-acetyltransferase camello
Molecular function (GO): N-acetyltransferase activity
Source: RefSeq, a predicted model, not a curated record